This is a messenger RNA of Gambusia affinis (western mosquitofish), 1734 nucleotides long. Its product is annotated as claudin-4-like. Gene Ontology annotation, molecular function: structural molecule activity. Gene Ontology annotation, cellular component: bicellular tight junction; plasma membrane. NCBI's taxonomy places the organism in Eukaryota, Metazoa, Chordata, Actinopteri, Cyprinodontiformes, Poeciliidae. Gene Ontology annotation, biological process: bicellular tight junction assembly; cell adhesion. The transcript is spliced from 2 exons. Bases 579 to 1700 code for a protein of 373 amino acids. The record is from RefSeq and is a predicted model, not a curated record.
CCAUGAGCUUGUGAUCUGAUCAGAACAUCUUUCAUAGUUUUUGAAUGUGUAAUAUGACAAACCCAUAUGGCCAUAUUUGGUCAUCCUGUAGGAAAGGUGAAAUUAAAACCAUGUGAAUCACCUGUUGCUGAGGGUGAUGCUCCGCCCACCUUCAGGUGAGACUGGUUGGGGGACGGGAUGGAUAAACAACAAACAAUAAAAUCUACAGUGAACAUCAGUUUUUAAUGGGAUGUUUUGGAUAUUUUAGAUUGAUUAUCAUUGGAAAGGGCAUUUAUAGGGAGUUUCCUAGAUAAACUCAUGAAAAUAGUUCAGAUUUAGAGUAUAAACAGGUUGAUGGUUUCCUGAGUGGGUGGGGGAGGACUUGCAUAUCCAGGACUCAGGAGGAUGUGCUGUUUUACUCCACAACUCCUCCCCCUUCAGGCUUUUGUACCAACUCUCUACUGAAUUGUGAGCCAUUCAUCAACAUCAACAAGACAAGAGAGCACAAACCAUCAAGCAUCGUACAGAGCACGCCUGAAGAGACAGACAAAGACCUUCUAAAGACUGAAGCUUAUUUUGUAAAGAAUCCCCCUUUUGCGAUGGUUUCUACUGGGUUCCAGAUCCUGGGCUCUGCUCUGGGGAUCAUAGGCUGGAUCGGCGCCAUCCUCGUGUGCGCCCUUCCCAUGUGGAAGGUCACUGCUUUCAUCGGCAGCAACAUUGUCACGGCACAGAUCUCUUGGGAAGGGAUCUGGAUGAGCUGUGUGGUCCAGAGCACGGGCCAAAUGCAGUGCAAAGUCUACGACUCCAUGCUGGCCCUGAGCUCCGACCUCCAGGCAGCCCGGGCCCUGGUGGUCAUCUCCAUCAUGGUGGGCGUCAUGGCGAUCCUGCUCUGCGUAGCAGGGGGGAAGUGCACCAACUGUGUGCAGAAUGAGAAUGCAAAGAUCAAGGUGGGCAUUACUUCUGGAAUCAUGUUCAUCGUAGCUGCGGUCCUCUGCCUCAUCCCUGUCAGCUGGACGGCCUUCACCAUCAUCCAGGACUUUUACAACCCGAUGCUGGUCCAGGCCCAGAAGAGAGAGCUGGGCGCCGCGCUCUACAUCGGCUGGGGCAUCCUUGGUAUCCUCCUGUCCUUUAUUGGAUGGGUAGGCAGCAUCUUGACCUGCGCUAUGCCCAUGUGGAGGGUCACCGCUUUCGUUGGGGCUAACAUCGUCACCGCGCAGGUGAUCUGGGAAGGCCUGUGGAUGAGCUGCGUGGUCCAGAGCACGGGGCAGAUGCAGUGCAAGGUGUACGACUCCAUGCUGGCGCUGUCUCAGGACCUGCAGGCCGCCAGGGCCAUGGUAAUCAUCUCUGUGAUUGUCGGCGUGUUUGGCAUUCUCAUGGCCAUCGUUGGAGGGAAGUGCACCAACUGCAUGGACGAUGAGGCAUCCAAAGCCAAAGCCUGCAUCGUCUCUGGAGUAAUCUUCAUAAUAACCGCCUUGCUGAUCAUGAUUCCGGUGUCCUGGUCAGCUCACACUGUCAUCAGGGAUUUCUACAACCCCUUGGUGACGGCGGCACAAAGACGGGAGCUUGGCGCUGCACUGUACAUCGGUUGGGGCUCUGCAGCCCUGCUGCUUAUAGGAGGAGGUCUGCUCUGCAACAACUGCCCCCCAAAGGACAACAAACCCUACAUACCUGCAAAGUUUGGCCUGGCAAGACCUGUCUCAUCAAAUGUGGACUAUGUGUGAGGCCCCUGUCUGCAGAGAUCUUUAAUUACAUAGC